Molecule: messenger RNA, 522 nt
Organism: Geosmithia morbida
Lineage: Eukaryota; Fungi; Ascomycota; Sordariomycetes; Hypocreales; Bionectriaceae
Exons: 2
Coding region: 1-522 (173 amino acids)
Source: RefSeq, a predicted model, not a curated record
AUGAGCGAGUCUUUCAAGCCGAUCGACGUCGUUGUCCCAUCUACAAGCUACGUUGACGAGAUGGAGGAACGCCUCCAACUUGCCCGUUAUUGUCGAGACCAAGUCCGCCAGUGUGACCCGGAGCUAGCCAGCUACGAGCUCAACUUCAUGCAGUUGUCUGUCAUCCUAACAAUCGAUAUGCAUGACCUGCGAAACUUGAGUACCUCCCCAGGCUUGGUCCUCUAUAGCGUUAUGGGACAUACCGAGAUGUUUCUUUCCGCCGCCCGUGCCAAGACGCGGGUGCAGGAGCCGACACUAGUGGUCGAUGUCAGUGUCGAAGAGCCGUCCGAGGAUCCGUCCACUCUAAUACCGGCGGAGGCUGAGUCUUCAUCUAACGCGGCUAAGCGGGCACGGUCCGAAGAGCACGCUGAGGGAGGAGCAGGCGGGGGGUCGCCGCCGCUGCCGCCGCCAGGAGCCCAAGGUGCCCCUCGAGGCCCUUGGGGAGGGCAGGCGAGGCGUGCGGCCGAAGUGAAGCUGGUAUGA